Messenger RNA from Galeopterus variegatus (Sunda flying lemur), 942 nucleotides. RefSeq names its product putative olfactory receptor 10D4. Gene Ontology annotation, cellular component: membrane. Gene Ontology annotation, biological process: G protein-coupled receptor signaling pathway. Bases 1 to 942 code for a protein of 313 amino acids. Gene Ontology annotation, molecular function: olfactory receptor activity; G protein-coupled receptor activity. The transcript has a single exon. NCBI's taxonomy places the organism in Eukaryota, Metazoa, Chordata, Mammalia, Dermoptera, Cynocephalidae. The record is from RefSeq and is a predicted model, not a curated record.
AUGAAAAUGAGAAAUGACACAAUGGUGGCUGAGUUCAUCCUGCUGGGAAUCCCUGAGACAGAGGGCCUGGAGAUGGCCCUCUUCUUCCUGUUCUCCUCCUUAUACUUAUGCAUCCUCUUGGGGAACAUGCUCAUCCUUGCAGCGAUCAUCUCCUCCUCUCGGCUUCACACUCCCAUGUACUUUUUCUUAGGAAACCUCUCCAUCUUUGACCUGGGUUUCUCUUCCACAACUGCCCCCAAGAUGCUGCUCUACCUCUCAGGGAACAGCCGAGCCAUCUCCUAUGCAGGCUGCAUGUCCCAGCUCUUCUUCUACCAUUUCCUGGGCUGCACCGAGUGUUUCCUGUACACGGUGAUGGCCUGUGACCGCUUUGUUGCCAUAUGUUUUCCUUUGAGAUACGCUGUCGUCAUGAACCACAGGGUGUGCUCUAUCUUGGCCACAGGGACCUGGAUGGGGGGCUGUGUCCACGCCGUCAUCCUAACCUCCCUCACCUUCCAGUUACCCUACUGCGGCUCCAACAAGGUGGGCUAUUACUUCUGUGAUAUGCCUGCGGUGUUACCUCUGGCCUGUGAGGACACAUCUCUAGCCCAGAGAGUAAGUUUUGUGAAUGUUGGUCUUUUGUCCCUCAUUUGCUUUUUUCUCAUCCUUGUUUCCUACGCUUGCAUUGGAAUCUCCAUAGCAAAACUCCGCUCAGCAGAGGGCAGGCAGCGGGCAUGCUCCACCUGCAGCGCCCACCUCACUGCGAUUCUUUGUACUUAUGGGCCCGUGAUCAUCAUCUACCUGCAACCCAACCCCCGUCCCCUCCUCGGUGCUGUUAUUCAGAUAUCGAAUAAUCUUGUAACCCCCACAUUGAACCCUCUGAUCUACAGCCUGAGGAAUAAGGAUGUAAAAUCAGCCCUGAGGAAUGUAUUUCUCAAGAGAGGCUGCAAUCCGGAGAAUAAAUGA